Messenger RNA from Neodiprion virginianus, 3609 nucleotides. RefSeq lists its product as uncharacterized. Gene Ontology annotation, cellular component: catenin complex; adherens junction; membrane. Bases 498 to 3032 code for a protein of 844 amino acids. Gene Ontology annotation, biological process: cellularization; cell-cell adhesion; cell migration. The record is from RefSeq and is a predicted model, not a curated record. Gene Ontology annotation, molecular function: beta-catenin binding; actin filament binding. Lineage: Eukaryota; Metazoa; Arthropoda; Insecta; Hymenoptera; Diprionidae. The transcript has 13 exons.
UGUGUGAUGUAUUGUGAUUGGAUAUUGGAUAUCUACUAUGUUCGUCUUGUUUACAAACAGUUGGUUCAUUCAUAUUUCGAAAAAGAGAAAUCGUCACAAUUCGUAAACUUAUGUCACGAAUUUUCCAGACUAAUUUGGACGUAGAAUUUUAGUCGGAAAGAUGCUCCUGAAAACUAUUGAAAUGCGUAGGAUAUUAGAACCCAUCGAGGCUCAGUACCCACACCAAUGACGCGCUAAAAAAUGCCUUAUAGAUCAUCGUCUGCAUCAUCAUCAUAAUAUGUGCACCAAACAACUUGGGCAUCACACUUUUAAAUCCCACUAAUUGAAAACUGGACACCUUCGUGAUUCCAUCACUGAAUUAUUUAUCAUAUGACGAAUAUAGAAAUAACUGAAUAAGCUUAACAAAAGGUGGACAGUCUUUUGCUCAAGCCAAGGUGAAAAAUGGGGUAUAAAAUUUUAAAUUGCAGUAAAGAUGUGAUCAUCGACGAUAAGUUUCAAUGGUUCAACAAUUAAGAGGAUUAUUGUCAACAAAAAAUCCUGAAAUCCCUGACACUGUAAUGGAUUCAUCAUCACUCUCUGAGGAAUUGCAUACUUUAGCGGACGAGCUUGAGAAAUUAUUAUCAAACAACGAUUGCAAUGACUCUGAAGAAAUGAAGAGCAAAAUCGUUGCAUUGAUCGGACAAUUCUGUUCUACUAACAAAAACAACGACUUGGUGAUGCAAUUGCACAAAGUGGAUAGCCAAGAUCUAGUUUCUGAUAUCCUCGAUAAAUUUACAAGUGCCUUGGAAGCUCUGGAAAAAUUAGAAUGUCUGCCGUUGAAACAAAGUCUCCAGGAUUCUUGGGACUAUGUUAAAGACAUGGGAGCUGAACAAGAGAUUGAAGACUUUCAAAACAUUAAGGAAUUGGGAGCCUCAAUUGUGGAAGUUUUCAGCCCCCUGCAGAAGUUCAGGAAAAGCUUAGCCUCGAAUUUACUAUCCCAAAAGGUUGCUCUCUAUUCAAGCCAGCUUUGCGCAGCUCUGAAUGUCCUCUUUCUGCUUAUCCAAGAACAGCACCAACUCAACAGUCCAAUUUAUAGCUGCAAGAAGUACGCCUGUGACAGAAUGAGCUGGUGCUUUAAAAUGCUUGUGAACGUUCUUGAUGCUCCUAAUCCAACAGCCGAGGAGGAAAAUUUUGAAAAAGAAAACCACUUUGUUUACAGAAUGGAUCUGGCACUAGACAUUUUGGCUGAAAUGUCAACAAAAACCGGGGAGGAUCAAAUCCUAGAUUGCGAGUAUUUAUGGUCCGCACUCGAGGACGUCUUUGCCCAUGCAAUGGCCAUAGCGCAAGUCUGUCAUCCUUACAACUUCAACGCAAUUACCGGAGUUUCUCAGUCGAUAAUCACCGAAUACGAGAGCCUGAAGGCGCAACUGACCUCCGAGAAGCCUGAUCCCAGUAUAAACAACCUGUACAUGAAUACUUUGAAUGAUGCUCUGUACAGACUUGAACAAAAAGUAAACGUUUCGGUGCUGACUCUGGUCAUGGAAGUGUUCAGCGAUCCUUAUGGCGCGCUUAGGAAGCUCAUAAAAACCUGUGGAAAUUCUCUGGCGGCGCAAGAACGCAGCAGAAUCGACCUGAGCACCGCGAUCGAGGAGUUCGACCAAACAACUGACAAAGCUAUGCAGAUCGGAAUGUUUGCCAUUGCUUGCUGCAAGGACAUGAACAGAGUGACGAAAAUCCGAACCUGCUUAGCUAGUCUUGAAUCUCUGGAGCCCGAACUUGUUCCUGCAACAACAGCCUUUUAUCUGCAUCCUGACAACAAGGAAAUGCGAGCCACCGUUAAACUGUUGACUGGGCAGUGGCAGUUGGAAAUGAACAAAUUGCAUAAAUUGGUCGAUGUUAUUGUUGACUCUGGCGCAUAUUGUCAGGUAAUUCUGGAUGACAUACAACAGCGAGUGAUGAGGAUGUCCGAGUACCUUGAUAACAGAGAAGGUGUGACCCAAGCCCAGGUUCAAGGAGUUGUGCAAAGGGCUUUGUCACUAUCCAGCCAAAUAGAUGCAACAGUCGAAGACAUUGGGAGGGAUCAAAUCGAAAGGCCAACGAUUAUGAUGAUACAAGAACUGAAAGCUGCAAUUUACGAAGCUGGAAUGGCGUCAAAAAUACUCCUCGAUAGCGCAACAGAAGCGCAGCAGUUGCGAGUUAUAAAAAGAUGCGAGCUAAUUCUUAAUGUUAUUAAACGCCUGCAGCCUGCGCUGGUCGCUUUGAUAAAUAGUUCCACCUCGAUGCACACAAGUUAUGGAAAGGCGAGCAUGGGUCAAGGUGAUACAUUGCACGAUCCAGGGCUCACAUUUUCUGCGGAUAUUUACGGGUUCACCAGAAACGAACGAACCUUUACGUACAUCAGGACACCAUAUACAGUCAAUAGCAACAAGCAGCCUCUGUCCAUACAACCGGCGAACAGUUCGCCAAGGACACCGACUAAUCAGUCGCGUUUGAUUCCAUACAUAAAACGCGGCAGGACGAUGCGAACUGACAGAUCGAUCAUGUACAAAACACCGAAAGCCGAUGUCAAGGAAAUAUCUAUGAAUUCAGAGGAAACUUUUGAAGCUAACAAUCAAUCGAGAACUAGAAAUUUAUCCAUUGUCAGGCAGCACCUGUUUAGCAGGGACAGUUUUGACAUAAAACAAGACAUUGAUAUGAAUUCGGAGAGUUUCGACUUGACUGGAAUAUUGGACAAGAUAACGUGUCUCUCCGACACGCUAAGUUCGACGUUAUCAAUUUCUUGCUCGCCUCGAAAAGUUCAGAGUACAAAAGACAUGUCGCUGCCUGAGGUAAAGGCAUCGCGAGAUAUUACCGAGAGUAUAAUUAACGUGGAGAGAGAUGCAAGCCUAACAAACUUGGGUGAAUCUAUGGCUGCAGACAGAAUAGACCAGUGUUCAACAAUCGGAGGCGGAGACGCGCCCUCGGCAAUUGAUACCCCGGAAAGAAUAGAAGAUCUGAAAAGAUUGGAUAAGAAAAUUCAAGUUUUGAUACACCAAAAAAUCUCUGCAGAUUAGUUAUGGCCAUUAUUACUAUUCUUAAGUACACGUAUAAUAUCCGAGUAGAAAACUGAAAAUGUGAGUGAAUUUUGAUAAUUUAUAUCUCGACAAGCAAUUGUUUAAUUCGGUCGGGGUUUGUUUUAUUCAAAAGUGGAUAAAUUGAGCUGCAUUUGCAUAUUUUUUCACCAGAAUCAACUGAUAGCAAGCAUCGUUAUUGACAAUUAAGGUCAACCAUUUUGCUCGAUGGCAAGUUUUGUGUUGCCGACCAUAUCUCAAAAACGGCUUAAUCCCAUUUACUUCAAAUUUGGAGGGAGAAUUUUUGAAUGGCUUAUCCUCUUUACCACGUUUUUUUUAUUCAUAUGUUCUAACAAAAAUGGUGAUUGCAGGAAAUUGAAUUGCCCAACCGAAUCGCAAUAUUAGUUGACGAACUAUAAAUUCCCGAACCUCAUUCACCUUUUCACCAAUCUGCCCGGAAAGUAAACAAAAAGUAUUUUCACACUCGACGAAAUAAUGUUUGAACGAAUGAACUAACGUUCAAGACACUUUUUCAAAGACGUUGGAUUAUAGCUUUAUAAGAUCCAUUUACCAAUAUCAU